AUGACUGAUCACAGCACUCAGUCACCUUCCAAUCAGAAUUACGCAAAGCCGGCAACAUCUUUUCUCGGUUCUCCAAGGUUCAAAGCUUUCACCUUCAAGGUUCUCCCAGAAGCUGAACCUAUGAUGAGUCCAACUUCGAUUCUUGACACUACUAAACCAUACUUUCCCUUGAAAAUCCCCUUCUCUUAUGACAUAAACCAACCUAAAUCCCCAAAAGUUUUCUCAGAGAACCAACACUCAUGGGACAAAUCAGACUCAAAGGGCAUUGGUCUUGCACUUAUUAAUGAUGAUGCGCCAAGCUGUGGCAAACCCAUCAAAGAGAAUGAUAACAAUUGUUCUAAACCCAGUAACAGAAUGGUCUUGUUUGGCACCAAGCUCAGAGUUCAAAUCCCACCGGCACCAAACUCUAUACUAUCUCCAGUUGAGUCACGUGAAUCUCCAGGCGACUUCGGAAUUAAGACCCCCAGGAGCUCACAAUUAUCAGCAUCUGGUUCAGUCAAUUCUGGCUUUCAAUCAAAAGAUUCUCCUCAGCUCUUCACCCGUUGCAUAUCAAUGAGUGAAAUGGAGCUCUCUGAAGAAUAUACAUGUGUCAUAACUCAUGGACCUAAUCCAAAAACCACUCAUAUUUUUGACAACUGCAUUGUGGAGAAUUACUGUUCUUUAUCAGAUAUGUCCAAAUCUGAGCCCAAGAGUUUCCUUAGCUUCUGUUACACUUGCAAGAAGAAUCUUGAACAGAAAAAUGACAUUUACAUUUACAGAGGUGAAAAGGCUUUUUGCAGUCAGGAAUGCCGUUACCAAGAAAUGUUGUUAGAUGAAGUAGAGAAUUGA
This is a messenger RNA of Dovyalis caffra, 828 nucleotides long. The record is from the annotation of a GenBank genome assembly. NCBI's taxonomy places the organism in Eukaryota, Viridiplantae, Streptophyta, Magnoliopsida, Malpighiales, Salicaceae.